Molecule: messenger RNA, 4541 nt
Organism: Lethenteron reissneri (Far Eastern brook lamprey)
Lineage: Eukaryota; Metazoa; Chordata; Hyperoartia; Petromyzontiformes; Petromyzontidae
Gene: BOP1
Product: BOP1 ribosomal biogenesis factor
Biological process (GO): maturation of LSU-rRNA from tricistronic rRNA transcript (SSU-rRNA, 5.8S rRNA, LSU-rRNA); ribosome biogenesis
Cellular component (GO): preribosome, large subunit precursor; PeBoW complex
Molecular function (GO): ribonucleoprotein complex binding; protein binding
Source: RefSeq, a predicted model, not a curated record
CGUUUCCGCUACACUGCAGAGCGAGACCCACGUGUGCGCAGCAUGGCGGCCUCCUCCUCCUCCUGCUCGGCGGCGGCGGCGCGGGCGAGUGGCGGCGACAGCAGCAACAGCAGCAGCAAGCGGCGCGCGGAGGACGAGGAGCCGGACGCCGCGCAGGCCCCUGUUGCAGUGGAAGACGAUCGGCGGGAGGACGAGAGUGAAGAAGGCGAUGAAGAUGCGAGUGACAGCGAAGAGAGCGUCUACUCGGGCCUGGAGGACUCUGGCUCCAGUGACACGGAGGACAGCGAUAGAGAUGAUGACGGUGAUGAGAGUGAUGAUGGAGAUGGUGACGUGACAGCUGAGGGGAAGUCCUCAGCGCAUGAGGGAACUCACUCCGAUCCAGCUGAUGAGCAGCAAGGAGAUGGUUCUAGUAGUGCAGCAUUGCCUUCUGCGACUCCGGUCGAAGCAGCCAAUCAGAAGCCGGCGGUGGAUGAAUAUGAACACGACACAUCUGAUGAGGAGGACAUACGGAACACUGUGGGAAACAUCCCCCUGGAGUGGUACGAAGAUUACCCUCACAUUGGCUACGACCUGGACGGCAAGAAGAUCAUCAAACCCAUCCGCUCGAAGGACGAGCUGGACGAGUUCCUCGACAAGAUGGACAAUCCUGAUUACUGGCGAACAGUCCGUGACAAGAUGACCGGGACGGACGUGAUCUUGACGGACGAGCAAGUGCAGCUGAUCCAUCGUCUGCAGCGAGGCCAGCUGGCCGAUGUGAACUACGACCCUUAUGAGCCCGCCGUGGACUUCUUCACGCACGAGAAAAUGAUCCACCCGGUGACGAACCGGCCCGCAGACAAGCGCAGCUUCAUCCCUUCGCUCAUCGAGAAGGAGAAGGUGUCCAAGCUGGUGCACGCUAUCAAGAUGGGCUGGAUCAAACCCCGGCGGCCGCGGGAACGGGGCCCGGUCUUCUUUGACCUUUGGGCCACCGAGGACCCGAACGCCGUGCUGGGCCGCCACUCCAUGCACGUCCCGGCUCCAAAGAUGCGCCUGCCCGGCCACGCCGAGUCCUACAACCCCCCGCCGGAGUACCUGCUCACCGAGGAGGAGAAACUGGCCUGGGAGCAGCAGGAGCCCGAGGAGCGGAAGCUGCCCUUCCUGCCGGCAAGCUACCCGAACCUGCGCACGGUGCCCGCCUACCCUCGCUUCAUCCAGGAGCGCUUCGAGCGCUGUCUCGACCUCUACCUGUGCCCGCGGCAGCGGCGCCUGCGGGUGAACGUUGACCCAGAUGAGUUGAUCCCGAAGUUGCCCAAGCCCAAGGACCUUCAGCCCUUCCCGACUGUGCAGUCCCUUAUUUACAAAGGUCAUACGAACUUGGUGCGGUGCAUCAGUACCGACCCCACUGGUCAAUGGUUGGUAUCGGGCUCGGACGACUGCAGUGUCCGCUUCUGGGAGGUGUGCACAGGCCGUUGUGUCAAGGUGAUGGAGGUGGAAGGAGCCGUGAAGAGCAUCGCGUGGAACCCGAACCCUUCUCUCUGCCUCGUCGCCUUCACUGUCAACAAUGUGGUGAAGAUCGUGAACCCCAUGCUGGGUGACAAACUCGUGUACGGAGCCACAGACCUGCUACUGUCUGGGUUCGAGUCCCCCGAGGAGGCACGCAAGCAGCCCACCGUGUGGGUGGCGGCCACGGCAGAGGAGCACGAGCGCGGCGUGCGCCUCCUCAUCCAGCACCCCAAGUCGGUCCGUCAGCUGUCGUGGCACGGCCGUGGUGACUACCUGGUGUCCGUCGUUCCGGACAACGGCUCGCAGCAAGUGAUGUUGCACCAGGUGACGCGGCGCCGCUCGCAAAGCCCGUUUCGCCGCAGCAAGGGCCUGGUGCAGGCGGCGGUGUUCCACCCGCUGCGGCCCUUCCUGUUGGUGGCCACGCAGCGCUACGUGCGCGUUUACAACCUGGCGUCACAGACUCUCGCCAAGAAGCUCAUGACCAACUGCAAGUGGGUGUCGAGCGUGGCCGUGCACCCGGGAGGCGAUAACGUGAUCUGCGGCAGCUACGAUCGCCGACUGGCCUGGUUUGACCUGGAUCUCUCUACCAAGCCAUACAAAGUUCUGAGACACCACAAGAAGGCCGUGCGAGCCGUUUGCUUUCACAAGCGGUACCCAUUGUUUGCUUCGGCCUCGGACGACGGCGGAGUCAUCGUCUGCCACGGCAUGGUUUACAAUGACUUGCUGCAGAACCCGCUGAUUGUGCCAGUGAAGGUUCUCAAGGGGCACCAGGUAAUGCGAGACCUUGGCGUUCUGGAUGUCGUCUUUCAUCCCAGCCAGCCGUGGGUCUUCUCAGCCGGCUCGGAUGCCACGAUCCGUCUCUGGUCCUAGACAACAACUGCGUUGCUAACCUACACCUCCCACAUUGUUUUUCAAUGUCAAGUUAUUGAACUGAAAUGUUGCAUUGCUGAAAAGUGACCUGCAAAUUACUCAUGGGGCCAUCCAUUUAGUACGUACGCAAAAAUCUGUCAAAACUUCACCUCUCCCCCCGUCCCUGUACGCACGCGUACUUUUUACACCCCCCCCCCACCUGUGUACAUUCGCCUGACGCACCCCCCCCCCCCCGAAUCAUAUAGAAUGGCUGAUAUUUAAUCCGUGCAGAAACGAUCAAGGAUUAAUAAUAUUAACGUGUUUAAGCAAAUCGCUAGUCCACUGCCGGACUAUCUAACUCAUUUGAAGGCCGAUGUAGGCAAAUUAUUAUCGAGGCUUCACCCCCCCCACCCCCGUUUCCUAUGCGUACAUUGUCAGUAGACCCCCCCCCCAUACGCAAGUGUACGCAUUUGGGUUAACCCCCCUCCCCCCUCCAUGCGUGUAUGCUCUAAAUGGAUGGCCCCUAUUGGGAUGACACGCAGUCGGAGCACCAUCUACUGCGACAACUCAGCAGGACCCACCUGAAAAAAGUCUAGAGACGCGGUGAGGCUUUCCUGGAUAAUUAAGUGGAAUAAAAAAUGUUUAAUAAACUACUUCAUCCCCUUAAAGUAAUGCUACAGUGGGUUUCAAUGGAUAACAUUUAAAUAAAUAAUUGAUUACCCACUUUAAAAGGGUGUUAAAAUGUCAUGUGUGGUAAGAGUUUCUUAUACUUCCUAUCGACAGGCUGUAUCAUAAAUCGUGUACAUAGGUCAUCUCCUGGAGACAUGUGAUACGCUACGCUAGUGGCGUGACGUGAUGAGCUAAUGGUUGCGUUGAACGUCUCUCCACCUGAUGAACACCGACUAGAAUACUACAAUAAGAAACAUUUUAGUCCAAUUGUUGUUCAUGUAGCAAUAGUUAAAUGCCUUUUUACCUUAAAAAAUUUGGAAUAUGGGGGCUAAUGCCAGCACACAAAUGUUUCCUUGGACAAAUGACACCACGAACAGAAGUUCACCAGUGCAAGAUGGCUCAUUUGACAGUGCAUUCACCACUGUUCUUUACAUUCCCAGUCAAACAGCUAAAACAGCCUCAUCGUCUUCCUUUAGUUCUGAUGUGCUCCUACGACAUCUGUACAUACCCACUUCCCAGUAACCUCCCAGAGGUAGAUGGCAGUGGUGAACAUUAAUAUUUCUAUACUGAAGAGUCCUCGUGAAGGCGAAGCUGAUCUACAGUUGUGUCCGUUUCACUGCUGUUGCCUGUUGUUGGGAUGGGCCACAUUUUCUCUCUGGGUCGGUCAUUCUAAAUGACCAAAUGGCCACACAUUUUUCAGUUAUUCUGAGCUAGUGGUCUGGAUAAGGCUGAGAGCUUGUGUGUCGUGCGUUGUACGGAGGCACACACUGGAGUUGGAGGCAACACGUUGAUUUCAACACCCCCAACAGGGCUAACUACAUAAACUGGUCCAGUAUCUUAAGUGAUAAGGUUAACUAUGUGAGUCGCGGAUUAACUGCACGAACGGGUCAGUCAGCGUCUGACCCACGAUGCCGAGCGAAGACCCGGAGACGACGACGAGAGGCGGAACCCCGGGAUGAUUCCACUGACGAGCCACGAACGCUCUCCGAACUGCCCCUUGAUGCUCCUGAGCGUGGCCUCGCUCCGCCUUCGGGCACGCCCCCGGCGAGACCUUUCCCGAAGGAUCUCGACAGAGCGUCACGUGUCCCUCAAGCCCCCCUCGGGGCCCCCUCACUCCCCUGUCCUGGCCACGUGCCCACUCGGGUUCACCCAAACCCCCAUGUCCUGAAUUUCCCUCUAUCAGGCCGCCACCAGGACUAUGCCCCUUAGGGCCCGUUUGCCUACAGUGCUCACUCUGGCGCCAGGGAGAGGUUCCAGACGCACAGGAGCACUCUUGUGACAGUGCCUGGUGCUACCACCAUGGUGACACCCUUACUACGUCACUACACAUGCAAUACUGCACACCUGUGCGUGUUUACUUUCAUUUGUUUCCAGCCUGCAUUAAUCUGUCUUGUUGGAGUUUCUCAUCAUUUGCAGAUUCUGGAAACCAUUGAAUGUGGUAACUGCAAGGCACAUUUUUGCCAGACAUGAAUCUACACGAAGACACCAGUGUGGUUGUAAAAAAAAUGGGUUAACAUUUCAUUUGAUGUCAAUAAACAUGU